AGAUUUUACGUGUUAAUUCUUCCAAAUCAGGACCGGUGAAUACAUACCGCUCCCCGCUCUUCUUCGGAUUCUCGAAAGCAAUCGACAAAAUCCUCUUUUCUUCCCGCCGAUCAUUCCCCUCUGGACUACACAUCUCCGUCUCCGAAUUCCCCAAAAGCGCGCUUAGGAUUUUCCGUUUCACCAGGUGUAGAUGGACUGGCAAGGGCAAAAGCUAGCGGAGCAGUUGAUGCAACUUAUGUUGGUUGCAUUUGCCGUGGUUGCCUUUUUGACUGGCUAUGUUAUGGGAUCAUUUAGGUUGAUGAUCUUGGUUUACGCUGGCGGUGUGUUUCUCACCACAUUAAUCACUGUUCCGAAUUGGCCUUUCUUUAAUCGCCACCCUCUCAAGUGGUUGGAUCCUAGUUUGGCUGAAAAAUACCCUAAGCCGCAACCGCAGGAGCCUGUGGUUUUGAAGAAGAAACCUGCUAAGAAGUAGGUCAGUUUGAUUGCUGUUGUUCUUGUAUUAACAUACACUUUGAACCUUGAAUUUUCUAAUGUCCCCAAAAUGAUGAUACAUACACUCGUUUUAUGGAUUAUAAUUUUGAAGGUUUAGAGAAUGACAGAUCUCUUUAAAAGAGAACCCUUGUGUUUUUUCUGUUAUAUGGUUAUAAUAGAUUAGAUCAUAAUUGUCUAUCUA
Messenger RNA from Cucumis sativus (cucumber), 673 nucleotides. Its product is annotated as probable signal peptidase complex subunit 1. Lineage: Eukaryota; Viridiplantae; Streptophyta; Magnoliopsida; Cucurbitales; Cucurbitaceae. Gene Ontology annotation, cellular component: endoplasmic reticulum membrane; signal peptidase complex. Bases 191 to 472 code for a protein of 93 amino acids. Gene Ontology annotation, biological process: protein targeting to ER. The record is from RefSeq and is a predicted model, not a curated record. The transcript has 3 exons.